AUGACAGACUCGAGGGACGAGGCGUCCGGCUCAAGGGGCGUGUCUCGCCCACGAAGAGAUUCAAUCUCGCCUCGUCGCGGGUCGAGCUCGAGAUACGGCAGCUCCACGCGCGACAGGCACCGACAAGACGACGAGGAGCAUCGACACAGAAGGUCCAGAUCUCACAGGCAAGAAAGCAGCAGAGGCAAUCGAAAGCACCGCCGCAAUGACGAUGAUUCAAGACAUCGCACAAGAGAUACAAACGACGAUUAUGGGUCGAAGCGUCGAAGGGACGAAGAGCGACAAAGCAGCACGCACCGAAGCCACCGCGCCGAAGGUGAACGACAUACUUCGUCACGAACAUCAAGCCACAAAGGCUCGGACGGUCAUCCAAGAUCACAUCGACAUGACGCCUCAUCUGAUCGCCGAGAUCGAGACUCCAGAACUACUCACCAACACGACCGCAGCGACCGAUCUCGACCUCGCUCGCCAUCACCCUCGGACUCGCCAGUGCCGCGCGCGACCAGCUCCGGCAAUCGUUCCUCGACACGUCAGCUCUCGCCGAUAGCACCUCAAAGCUUCGAGCCACCUGAAGAAGAAAGAGACGAAGAUGCUCCAAACUUCGCGCCAUCGGGCCUCCUCGCCGCUGAAUCAAACACCGUCAACGGCGUUGCGCUCAAAUACCACGAGCCGCCAGAAGCACGCAAGCCCAAAUCUGCCUGGCGUCUGUACUGCUUCAAAGACGGUAAGGAGCAGCAAGUGCUUCAUCUCGGCGCCCAGUCCGCCUAUCUCCUCGGUAGAGAUCGUACCGUCACCGACAUCCCGCUCGACCACGAAUCAUGCUCCAAGCAGCACGCCGUGCUGCAGUUCCGUCAAACAACCACAACCAACGAGUAUGGAGACAAGAAGAAGCGCAUUCACCCCUUCUUGAUCGAUCUCGAGUCGAGCAAUGGCUCGUACGUCAACGAUAACGAGAUUCCAACUUCUAGAUACUAUCAGCUCAGGACAGGCGACACGCUCACUUUCGGCGCUAGCACCAGGGAGUACGUCCUGCUCGACGAAUCCUCGGCGUAG
Messenger RNA from Pseudozyma hubeiensis SY62, 1053 nucleotides. RefSeq lists its product as hypothetical. Bases 1 to 1053 code for a protein of 350 amino acids. The record is from RefSeq and is a predicted model, not a curated record. NCBI's taxonomy places the organism in Eukaryota, Fungi, Basidiomycota, Ustilaginomycetes, Ustilaginales, Ustilaginaceae. Gene Ontology annotation, biological process: mRNA splicing, via spliceosome; maintenance of RNA location. The transcript has a single exon. Gene Ontology annotation, molecular function: protein binding; mRNA binding. Gene Ontology annotation, cellular component: nucleus.